AUGGAAGAAAGUGAUGAACAGCCUAUCUCGUUAGGGAAGCAAGAAAUUAGAAGGAGAAGGCGACCCAGCCAACCAAUGGUAGAUAAGUCACAGCAGACUGAAGCAACAGAAAAAAAGAAACCCAUGGCUGUACUACAACCUCCUGCCCCCAAAGGUACCUUCAGUAUUGAUAAUAUUUCUGGAAGCAAAAGCACCUAUCCUGCAAAGGAAUAUGAGCCUGUAAGACUGUCCUCUCAACUUCAGAAAACUUGGGUGAAGAGAAAGUGUGGCCAGAUAGUGACUGACAAAUCAUUGCAGACAGACACUGCUGUUGAAGAAAAAUUGGAAGUCAUAUUCAUUGAUAAAUCACUUACACUUGAAGAAAACCCAGAAACAGCUCCAGAAUUUCCACUGAGUGUUCGAAAUGCAGAGAUUCCAACAAGCAGAACCUGCACUCAUCUUACAGACAGAUCUCAGCAGACCAGCUGUACUGGAGACUGGAGUGUGGUGAAUAUUUGCCCAAAAGCUAAAACAGACAAAGAACAACAGACCUACUUCAGUGAGUUAGAAAUUACUGUCAUGUCUAUGCCAGGUAGCUCUUUGAGUAAAUCAAAGGAAGAAGUAAUACCUGUUGAAAUAAAGGCUUCUCUUGAAAUAGAUGUACUGUCAACUGAAAAAGUCUCUAAUGUCAUGAUGUCUUUCACUGAAGGGGAGAUUUCUGCUGAAUUUCAGGCCCUACCAGCUGAUGAAGCCACAGCUAAAGCAAUGCUCUUCCUUACAGAGGAGAUGCCUAGCUUCAUACCGUCUCCACUUGAAGAGAUCUCUGCAGCUGAGACAGCCACUUCAACUAUGAAAGUUGCUGUGAAAAUACAGCCUCCAUCAAGUGUUGAGCUUCAUUCUGUACAGAGCUCCCUUUCAGUGCAAGAGGCUCUUCCACAUGAGCCUUCCGAUCAACAGAAUCCUGAAGAUGUUGAGGUGGCUCCUUCAGAACUUUCUACUGAAGUUCUGGUUCCAUUCACAGAAGAGGUGCUUGGGAAUGUUCAAGCUUCAGCAGUUGAGAGUCUCUGUGAAGAAACCUCGGGUAGUGUAGAACCUACUCCUGGUGAUGUGCAACCUCCACCAUCUGAUGAUGCAUAUAGUGAAGUUCUUUAUGGAUUACAGUCACCACCAGCUAAGCAGUCAGUAGAAGAGGACUCUGCAGAAGUUGUUCCUUUACUAAAUGAGGAACUUCCUACAGAUGAGGUCUUUGCAGCAGGUCAUCCUCCAUCAACAGAAGAUGCUCUCAAAGAAGUGCCUCCUGCAGAAGAAGUUCUGCCUCCACCAACUGAAGACGAACCUGAAGAAGAAACCUCUGCAGAAAUUCAGGCUCUACCAGCUGAGGAAGCCCCUGGAGAAGAGACUCCUGCAGAAAGUCCACCUCCACAAACUGAGGAGAGCCCUGCAGAAACUUUGCCUCCACCAGAAAACCCUGCAGACGCUCCACCUCUACCAGCAGAGGAGAUCCCUGCAGAAGCUCCAUUUCUACCAGCAGAGGAGAUCCCUACAGAAGCUCCAUCUCCACCAGCAGAGGAGAUCCCUGCAGAAGCUCCAUCUCCACCAGCUGAGGCAAGCCCAGUGGAGGUCCUAUCUCCAUCAGGCAAGUCUCCAGCAGAAGAGGCCUCUGCAGAAGUUCAGCCUUCAUCUCUUGAAGGGGUUCCUCUAGAAGGUCUUCCUCUAGAAAAAGAAGUUGUGAUUCUACAAGCUGAAGAGAUCCCUCUAGAAGAUUUAUCUGAAGACGUGCAACCACUGCCACUUGAGAAGGAGAAUGUUGCAGAAAGGAUCCCAGUUGAACUUUAUGCUCUUCAAGUUGAAGAAUACCCUGCAGGAGAGACCACUGUUGAAGCCCAACCUUCAUCAUUUGAGGAUGCUCCAACAGAAGACCCCCUUACUGAAGCUCAGCUUCCAGCAGCUGAGGCAAGCCCUACAGAAGAGACUCCCAUAGAAGAGGCACCAGCUGAAGUUCAGUCUCUACCAGCUGAGGAGGUCUUUACUGAAGUAGUCACAGUGGAAGAUGCCCCUGCAAGAGAAGCUGGGUCUCCUUCAUCCGAGGGGGCUCCUACAGAAGAAGCCCAAUUGACAUCAGCUGAAGAGAUCCCUGGAAAACCUUCUGCUGAUGUUCAACCUCCACCACCCGAGACCCCUGCAGAAGAGUCUCCAGUUGUUAAACAGCCUUCAAAAACUGAUGUGGUUCCUACACAAGAGCUUCCUGUGGAAGAGAAGCCUGCUGAUGAUCCACUUCCACCUUCUGUACAAACCCCUAAAGAUAAGGAUCUACCAAAAGAUGCCGAGGUAUCAAGCAUCUCAGACAAAGAAUUAGACCCUGCUACUUCGACAGGUGGUAAAACACCGGAAACACCGGGAGUGUCUAGGAACAAAGAUGAUCAGUUCCCCACUUUCAAAAUAGAAGGUACCAUUAAAAUAGAAUUAAAGAGCUCCAUCUCCUGA
This is a messenger RNA of Psammomys obesus (fat sand rat), 2463 nucleotides long. It is a transcript of the gene Fscb, whose product is annotated as fibrous sheath CABYR binding protein. The record is from RefSeq and is a predicted model, not a curated record. Lineage: Eukaryota; Metazoa; Chordata; Mammalia; Rodentia; Muridae. Gene Ontology annotation, cellular component: sperm principal piece; sperm fibrous sheath. The coding region runs from base 1 to 2463 and encodes 820 amino acids. The transcript has 2 exons. Gene Ontology annotation, molecular function: calcium ion binding. Gene Ontology annotation, biological process: negative regulation of protein sumoylation.